UCUCAUUCCAGCCCGGCUAGAGCAAGCCCUGAGGCCAGAGCCAGCUCUGAGGCCAGAUCCACUGAGCCCAACUUGCACCUGCAUCCACACCUCCCCGAUUGCCCCCUCCCUACCCUGAGCUUGCCCUUUCUGAAGCCAUCAUGUCCGUGACCAAGACUGCUGGGAGUCCCCAGGUAGCCACCACUGUCAAGCUGGACCUCGUGUCGUCUCCUGAGAGUACCAAGAAGGUGGAGAGCCAGGAUCCUAGUCUCAUGAAUGGGAGCUCUUCAGAGACAUCGAAGAAGACCAAGGGCAUAACAGGGUUCCAGACAUUGGUUCAUCUGGUCAAAGGCAACAUGGGCACGGGGAUCCUGGGGCUCCCCCUGGCUGUGAAGAACGCAGGCAUCUUGAUGGGCCCGCUCAGUUUGCUGGUGAUGGGCCUCAUCGCCUGCCACUGUAUGCACAUCCUGGUCAAGUGUGCCCAGCACUUCUGCCGCAGACUCAACAAGCCCUUCAUGGACUAUGGGGACACAGUGAUGCACGGCCUGGAAGCCAGUCCCAACGCCUGGCUGCAAAACCAUGCCCACUGGGGGAGGCACAUCGUGAGUUUCUUCCUCAUUGUCACCCAGCUGGGCUUCUGCUGUGUGUACAUUGUGUUUUUGGCGGACAAUUUAAAACAGGUAGUAGAAGCUGUUAAUGGCACAACCAUCAGCUGCCACUACAACGAGACCCUAGUUCUGACGCCCACCAUGGACUCACGACUCUACAUGCUCUCCUUCCUGCCCGUUCUGGGCCUUCUGGUCUUCAUUCGGAACCUCCGUGUCCUCACCAUCUUCUCUCUGUUGGCCAACAUCAGCAUGCUGGUCAGCCUGAUCAUCAUUGCCCAGUACAUCGUCCAGGGAAUUCCAGACCCCAGCCAGUUGCCACUGGUAGCAAGCUGGAAGACCUACCCUCUCUUCUUUGGAACAGCCAUUUUCUCAUUUGAAAGCAUCGGCGUGGUCCUGCCUCUGGAAAACAAGAUGAAGGAUGCCCGCCGCUUCCCAACCAUUCUGUCUCUGGGGAUGUCCAUCGUCACCACCCUGUACAUUGCCAUCGGGGCCUUGGGCUACCUGCGGUUUGGAGAUGACAUCAAAGCCAGCAUCACUCUUAACCUGCCCAACUGCUGGCUGUACCAGUCAGUCAAGCUCCUGUAUGUUGUCGGCAUCCUGUGCACCUACGCCCUGCAGUUCUACGUCCCGGCGGAAAUCAUCAUCCCCCUUGCUGUCUCCCAGGUGUCAAAGCGCUGGGCACUGCCUGUGGAUCUGUCCAUCCGAAUCGCCAUGGUCUGCCUCACAUGCAUGCUGGCCAUCCUCAUCCCACGCCUGGACCUGGUCCUCUCCCUGGUGGGCUCCGUGAGCAGCAGCGCCCUGGCCCUCAUCAUCCCGCCCCUGCUGGAGGUGACCACCUACUAUGGGGAGGGCUUGAGCCCCCUGACCAUCAUCAAGGAUGCCCUCAUCAGCAUCCUGGGCUUCAUGGGCUUCGUGGUGGGGACCUACCAGGCCCUGGAUGAGCUGAUUGAGUCGGGGAACUCUCUCCCCAUGUCCAACGCCACUGUGCUUGUUCAAUGACAGAGCCUCCCCUCACCCACGGUGACGUACAUUGUCUAUCGUUUUACUUCCCCUUGUCUCUGGUCCACGACGUGAAAAAACAGGACUCACCAGAUACAAAGUGUAGCUGGUCAUUUAAAAAAAAAAA
This is a messenger RNA of Peromyscus eremicus (cactus mouse), 1713 nucleotides long. RefSeq names its product solute carrier family 36 member 2 (gene Slc36a2). The transcript has 10 exons. The coding region runs from base 141 to 1586 and encodes 481 amino acids. Gene Ontology annotation, cellular component: vacuolar membrane. The record is from RefSeq and is a predicted model, not a curated record. Gene Ontology annotation, biological process: proline transmembrane transport; glycine transport; proton transmembrane transport. Gene Ontology annotation, molecular function: glycine transmembrane transporter activity; amino acid:proton symporter activity; L-proline transmembrane transporter activity. Lineage: Eukaryota; Metazoa; Chordata; Mammalia; Rodentia; Cricetidae.